Messenger RNA from Chinchilla lanigera (long-tailed chinchilla), 938 nucleotides. RefSeq names its product proteasome subunit alpha 2 (gene Psma2). The record is from RefSeq and is a predicted model, not a curated record. Bases 69 to 773 code for a protein of 234 amino acids. Gene Ontology annotation, biological process: ubiquitin-dependent protein catabolic process. Gene Ontology annotation, cellular component: proteasome core complex; proteasome core complex, alpha-subunit complex. The transcript is spliced from 8 exons. Lineage: Eukaryota; Metazoa; Chordata; Mammalia; Rodentia; Chinchillidae.
ACGGGAAGUGAAAGUAAACUGACCAUAGUGCGCAUGUGUGUGGAUGUGCUUGGGCUCUCCGGGUAAAGAUGGCGGAACGCGGUUACAGCUUUUCGCUGACAACCUUCAGCCCGUCUGGUAAGCUUGUCCAGAUUGAAUAUGCGUUGGCUGCUGUAGCUGGAGGAGCCCCUUCAGUGGGAAUUAAAGCUGCAAAUGGUGUGGUAUUAGCAACUGAGAAGAAACAGAAGUCCAUUCUGUAUGAUGAGCGAAGUGUACACAAAGUAGAGCCAAUUACCAAGCACAUAGGUUUGGUGUACAGUGGCAUGGGCCCAGAUUACAGAGUGCUUGUGCACAGAGCUCGGAAGCUCGCCCAGCAGUACUACCUUGUCUACCAGGAGCCCAUCCCCACAGCCCAGCUGGUGCAGAGAGUAGCUUCCGUGAUGCAGGAAUACACCCAGUCAGGAGGUGUUCGUCCAUUUGGCGUUUCUUUACUUAUUUGUGGUUGGAAUGAGGGACGGCCAUAUUUAUUUCAGUCAGACCCAUCUGGAGCUUACUUUGCGUGGAAGGCCACAGCAAUGGGAAAGAACUAUGUGAACGGGAAAACUUUCCUUGAGAAAAGAUAUAAUGAAGAUUUGGAGCUUGAAGAUGCCAUUCACACAGCCAUCUUAACCCUAAAGGAGAGCUUUGAAGGGCAAAUGACAGAAGAUAACAUAGAGGUUGGCAUCUGCAACGAAGCUGGCUUCAGGAGGCUCACUCCGACUGAAGUUAAGGACUACUUGGCUGCCAUUGCAUAGUGAUAAAAUGACUGAGUGACCUGAAAUUUCAGAUAAUCUAUCGACUUAAACAUGUUUAAAGUAUGUUUUGUUUUGCAGACUUUUUGCAUACUAAUUUCUACAUGGUUUAAUGGACUGAUGUUUUUAAAAUGACACUUGUAAAUCAUAAUAAACUGUUAAAUGCAA